UGCAAAUCACCAACUAAAAAUCUGCCCGGUUGCUUCUACUAUUUCUCGAGUCCUCCGAGUCCUCUUGUUCCAAGUAAGUUUCUUUCUUCCCUCUUUUCUUUGAGUCAUGUCUGACCGCGAAGAUAGCCAGAACCCUUCCAUCCACUCUUAUGGUUCUGAGCGCCCGGCUACUUCCCCACCGAAGAAGCCGGUCGACGCUCCCACUUAUGCCCCUUCUUCUUCUGCGGCACAAGAGGUCUCGGUCGCCCAGCCUGUGGAUGAGGGCUUCAUUCUGCUAGAUGACCGGUUGCUUCCGUCGCACAUGCAGAAGGCUCAAGUCCACGAGCUGCGCAAUCUGAUGCCGGAUGGGUACCAGUUGACCUACCGGGCUACGUGGAAGAAUAUUAUUUCUCUCCACGCCGGUACGAUGAUUGGUAUUCAUUACCACUCCAUCAGGGACUUGGGUGAAUUCUCUAUCCACCCUUUCAAAGUCCUUUUUCUUCGAAACAUACGGGAUCAUGCCCGGGCAGUUGGCCCCAAAUGGUCAUCGGGUUGGAAAGAUAAAUAUGUUUCCAUUAAAUUCCCCCCGGCGGCUUUCCCAUUCGCCCAAAACGCCUGGGGGAAGAGAAUGAAACGCCAGGUCAAACCCCGGGAGACCGAUGAUCUAGCCGCCUGGGAGACCACUCUCUGGGCCGGGGACGCCUCCACCCGCGGACCCUACAACGUUGGGAAGUGGGGGGUCUACCCCGGUCAGGAGACUGAUCCCGAGCCAGAGAUCGUUCUGACCGAAGGGAUCCCUCAUGCCAUCCCCCUCCGCCGGGUGAAAGGUUCUAAGGCCCUGGUCUCCACCACCGCCGGUCCCUCGCGCCCGGGGAAGAAGAAGAAGGAGAAAGUGGUGAAGUUCAACUCAAAGUUCGCCACCCCCAAGAUCGUUAUUGAGGAGCCCUCGACCGCCCAGCCCCUCAGCCAACCAUCCGUCCAGCCAUUCUCCCUGGACGAGCAGCCGGCCCCGUCUCACCAGGGGACCAGCCAGCCAAUCCACUCCGGGGAACUCUACAUCAAUGUAGAUACCCUGGAGUUCGACAAUAUGAUGGCGGAGACUGGCCACACGUCGGAGGCCGGUCUGGGUGGCCAACAAACGGCUGGAGGUGGCGAAGAAGAGGCCAUCGAAGAGGGCCUGCAGAGGAAAAGGCGGAGGGCCCAGACUGCGGAUCAGUCUGUCGGCCGGAUCGGCCACGAGUGGUUCACCCGGCUGGUGAAAUCCCGGGACGAGGAGAAGGCUCGGAUGGAAGGCAUGAUGGUAGAGUGCCGGAAGGAGGCCAAGACCGCUCAUGAGAAGGCGGAGAAGAAGCUGGUGGAGCACUGCGCGGUCUACCUCCAGCUCUACGCCAAGCAUGAAGGUCUUCUGAAGGCUGCAAAAGAGGUCGACGUGCAGGCUCAAGAAAAGAUCCAGAGGCUGGAGGCCGAGAAAGCCGCACUGCAAAAGGAGGCCUCUCGAUCGGCCGAGGAGAUUGCCCGGCUUGGGGACAAACUAGAGAAAGAGCGGGCUGAACGGGCUUCUCUCGCAGCAGCUUGGGCGAUUCAGGAGCCGGAGCAGUUUGCUAGCCGGGCCAUUGCUGACCGGGAUGCUGCCAUCCGGCUGGUCCAAGGGCUCUAUAAGCACGAGCCAUCACCCAAGGUCGUUGAUGAAAUCGCGACCUUUGGCUUUGAAAGUAGCCAAUAUGACAAACACCGAGCGUUGUACGGCAUCCUUGAGCAGCGGAUCGAAGGUUUCGAGCCCAAGACCUCCUUGCCCGGGCUGCAUGACGAGGCGCCGGUUCCGCCCUUCCCAGGGAUCUGACUUCCUAGCCUUCUUCUCUUGUUUUUUUAUUUUCAUAUGUAAUGAUCGGCCUCCGGGCACUUUUGUAAAACAUUAAUGGGUUAAUGAAAAUCUUGUUUCCAU
Messenger RNA from Cuscuta campestris, 1921 nucleotides. The record is from the annotation of a GenBank genome assembly. Lineage: Eukaryota; Viridiplantae; Streptophyta; Magnoliopsida; Solanales; Convolvulaceae.